Messenger RNA from Perca flavescens (yellow perch), 1815 nucleotides. RefSeq names its product V-set domain-containing T-cell activation inhibitor 1. NCBI's taxonomy places the organism in Eukaryota, Metazoa, Chordata, Actinopteri, Perciformes, Percidae. The transcript is spliced from 6 exons. Gene Ontology annotation, cellular component: external side of plasma membrane. The coding region runs from base 136 to 1524 and encodes 462 amino acids. Gene Ontology annotation, molecular function: signaling receptor binding. Gene Ontology annotation, biological process: regulation of cytokine production; T cell receptor signaling pathway. The record is from RefSeq and is a predicted model, not a curated record.
CUCACGUUCACCUUGAAUGACUUGUAGGGGUGGGAGCGAGGGCUGCUGUGUCGAGCCGACACUGAUUCAUUUUCACACCGCCUGGAUUCAGAAGGAAGGAUUCUUUUUGGAUUUUUUUAUUGGAUUUGUUUUACUAUGAUGGGUGGUCGCGUGUUCCUGGUCGUCGCCGUCCUGCUGUCCUGUUGCGCAGGAAAAGCCUCGACAGAUGGUCGGAAGAUCUGGACCUCUGCUGGCCAAUCGGUCAUUCUGCCCUGCAACAUCAGUGUCAGUGUCAACGACGACGUCCCAUCAGUAGAGUGGUCCAAGGAAGAUCCGAAACCCAACAUCGCCUUCCUGUAUCGGGACGGCUGUGAGACCUUCUCGGAGAAGAAUCCGGUCUUCGAUUACAGGACAAACCUCAUCAUGGGCGAACUGAAAAACGGAAACCUCUCGCUCAGGAUUUCCAACGUGCAGCUGUCCGAUGCGGGGAAAUACACAUGCAAGACCAUCCGGGGACGGCCCCAGGAGAUCGUUACAGUAGAGCUCUCCGUAGGGUCAGCCUCUGAGCCAAAACUCUCCGUAGUUUCAGCUGCGGACGAUGGAGUGACUCUGCAGUGUGAAAUCUGUAACUGCUGGUUCUCGACGCCUGAGAUAAUGCUUCUUGAUGUUCAAGGAAAAGUCAUCCGUGCCGAAGACACAAAGACUCAUCUCGAUUCCAGAAUGGGAUGUUACAACGCCACGAGGAGAGCGACUGUGCAGACUGGCAACAGGGUCACCUGCAGAGUUCACCAGCCUGAGAUAAAUGAGACGAGGGUCACAGAGAUUAACCUACCAGAUGAAUGCAUCGGAUCUUGCACUCAAAACACCAUCAUCGCUGUUGCAGUUACCAUGAUCCUAUCAUGUGCAUUAAGCUUAUUAACUGCCCUCCUAUGCAAGAAAUGUGGCCACUCUGUGGGGGGACAUGAAAUGCAUAAAAGUCCAACACACAGCAUUGUAGAAGGUCACAACCCGGGUGACCAUGGUGACCACGUUGUAAAUGCCUCCACUGACCCUGUGAUGUCGAACCUUCGUGACAAAGAAGAGAUCCGCCGACUGACAGAAGAACUGAAUCACCUCAGAUCUAAACAAUGUGUUGCGUGCCAGCAUGGCCAGCCUACAGUCGACAGCAGUCCUUCCAAAUCUUCAACAGAGGUCUCCAAACCCGCUAACCCUGACCCAGACCAGUCUCCCCACAGCAACCAUCCAAAAGCAGCGACCUCAAUCAACGGCAACCGUCCAAAACCUGGCAAAAAAGAUUCAAAAUGCGUCUCCAUACGCAUUUCAGCAUCCGGCCCCGACGGCAGUCCCGCUCGUCUGACAGACAGCGCUGCUUCUUCAGCUUUCCCUUCAGAUCCAACGCAUGUUGGCCGUUCGAUGAGCAUGUCGGAGCCCCGUCCCCGUCCAAACAGCGCCAAGACCCAACGCAGAUACUCCACCUCAGGCCUGUCCAACCGCUUCAGUCCUCUGGAAAACUUAUCUGAAGAAGAUGCGGAGCCUUUGCUGUAAAUGAAAACGGAGCGGAUUGAGAUCUGAUGUUUCCCUCUUUUAGCAAAAUCACAAACUAAAACCUGAGGUCAGUGCUGAAAGAAGGAAGUCAGUUCUUUUACAUGAGUAAAAGUAGAAAUACCACAGUGUUAAAAUACUCUACGUUACUACUCUACGUUGCAAGUAAAGGGCCUGCAUGCAUUCUUUUUACUUAAAGAGCCCCUAUUAUGCUUUUGGGGAUUUUUGCCAUCUUUAAGUGCGUUUUUUUGUGUAUGUAAUAGAUGUAAAAAGUAAAAAAAAAACACAUUCACU